Seminavis robusta is the source of this 696-nucleotide messenger RNA. The record is from the annotation of a GenBank genome assembly. NCBI's taxonomy places the organism in Eukaryota, Bacillariophyta, Bacillariophyceae, Naviculales, Naviculaceae.
AUGAAUGCUACCACCAGCAAGAACGACUUUCGAGCUCGCUACUACUCCAAGCUCGGGAUCUUUCCUCAACCGCCGUUAUCCUCGUGCACCUCUUCCUCCUCCAAGAGUCCAGUACGACUUUUGCAUCGACAGAGCAGCAGCGUCUUGUCGACACGCAGCUCUCCACCAUGCCUAAGACACAAGAGAUCCGUGCUUCACACCACCCCGGCCAAGGAUCAAAGGGUAUCUUUCCACCCCGAAGUCAAGCUCUAUCGCAUUAAGCACCAUGAAGACUACUCUGAUGAAGAGUGGGACAACAUGUGGGUAGACGCUGACACACUGGACUAUGAGAAGGAUCGCAAUUCGUUCGAGUUCCACGCGGAUGGAUCGGACUGGCGCAAUGCUACCGAAGAAGAGCACUUUCAAGAUGGUGGAGAUGGAUCACUCAUUCAUCCUGCCACUUGGGUGGCAUACCGCCAUCAGUGGGAAAAGCAUGGAAGUCUGAACGAACCCGUGGAUUUCAAGGCCCUUCUACGACCGGCGCGACGAUGGAGUCCUCGUCCGGUCAAGCAACGCAAGACCUUUUGGCUAUUCGACCUGGCCAUGGAAUCUGUGCAAAAGGGCAAGAAUGCCGUUGAGAGCCGUCAUCGAACCGACCAUCAUCAUCAUCGUCACCAUCCGCAGCCUACAAGACAAACCGACCGUGGUUGGCCCUGA